Molecule: messenger RNA, 1128 nt
Organism: Rhipicephalus sanguineus (brown dog tick)
Lineage: Eukaryota; Metazoa; Arthropoda; Arachnida; Ixodida; Ixodidae
Product: zinc finger protein 90-like
Exons: 9
Coding region: 1-1128 (375 amino acids)
Biological process (GO): regulation of transcription by RNA polymerase II
Cellular component (GO): nucleus
Molecular function (GO): RNA polymerase II transcription regulatory region sequence-specific DNA binding; DNA-binding transcription factor activity, RNA polymerase II-specific
Source: RefSeq, a predicted model, not a curated record
AUGUUGACUCACACCGGCGACCGACUGCAUGAGUGCAGCGUCUGCGGACGGAGAUUGGCCACGGAAACUAUCCUCGCGCGCCACGCCCUGACUCAUUCGGGCAAGAAGGCGUUCGCCUGCCACGUGUGCGGCCGAAAAUUUUCCCGGACAGACGCACUGAGGGUGCAUUCCCGCACGCACACCGGGGAGAAGCUGUACACCUGCCACCUGUGCCCCGCUUCGUUCGCGCACUUAGUCACGCUGAAAAACCACGUCGCAAGCCACACCGCUGCAUUCGCGCAUAGCGGCACGCUGAAAGCGCAUGUUCUCAACCACACCGGCGAGCGACCUCAUAGGUGCGACAUAUGCGGCAAGACAUUUGCACUAAGGGCGUAUCUCUCGCGCCAUGAGCAAGGGCUGUCUCUCUCGCUCUCCGUUUCUCCUGUUAACCAUGUCACUAUGACACCACAUGCUGACAUCAUCACAGUCAAUCGGCGCUUGACAAAGACCAGGGUGGCCAAGCGCAAGCAGCAACUGCGCACCGAGGACCCGGCAGCUUGCGAAGCCAUUCUAAAUCGCCAAGGGGAACGCAAGCGCCACUGCGGGGCGGAUGCCGCUAACCACGACGCCGAGCCACGGCCGGACUGGAAAGUCGGGUUCCUUGAGAAGGACAAUUUAUGCCAACCAGAAAAAGACGGCAAGCCUACGGCCACGAGGUCCUUGCAGUGCGGCGUGUGCGAGAAAGUUUUCAAGCGAACAUCGCAGCUGCGAACACACUUGUUUGCUCACGUGCGCGAAAACCAGUACACCUGUGGCGUGUGCGGCAAGAAAUUCACGCAGAAGAACAACCUGCAAAGCCUAACCAGGCACACCCGCACACAUACGGGCGAAAAGCCGUACCUGUGCCACCUGUGUCCCGCUGCAUUCGCGGACACGGGUACUCUCAAGGCACAUGUUCUGACUCACACAUGUGAGCGACCACACAGGUGCGAUGUGUGUGGGAAGACAUUUACUGCGAAGCGAAACCUUUCGCGCCAUAAGCUUAUUCACACCGGCGAGCGACCUCAUGGGUGCGACAUAUGCGGGAAGAGAUUUGCACUACGAUCGACUCUUUCGCGUCAUAAGCGUAUUCACUCAGCUAGUAGCUAA